AUGCCAGGGCGACUUGAGAUUCAGCGUCCCUCUCCGACAACUGUCUCCUUCACGGUAUCGAAUGUGCCACAGCGAUCGAGCUCCCCCGCCAAAAUCCUAUUCGGUCUCCAAGUACUGCUGCGUGCGGGUUUGUUCAUCUGUGUGAUUGUUGCCGGUAUUGUGCGCGUCCGGACUAUCUUCUUCCAAGAAGAUCGGGGGGUGAUAAAUUGGCCAACCGUGUGGUCGAGCCCGCUCGGAUCCAAACUAUGUCGCUUGGUAGAUUCAUACAACCCGCUGACAAUUGCUGUGGUUUGUGCCUUUGUCAUAUACGGUGUUUUCAGAAGAGGUUAUGUUGAGGAAUCGCUCUUGGUUAUUCGAGGCUUCGGGAUCCAGACCUCGACAUCGUCUUCAACGUAUCUUUCUACUGCCUCGACAAGGUUCAUUCCUACCACACAAAUUCAAGAUAUCGUCAUUCACGAAGCCUUCAAGGGCUUCGAAGUCCGCUUUUAUUUGGCGGUCAUUGUCGAAGGCGAGCCUAAUGUUCUAGUGGUCUUUCCGCAUAUGUUGCCCAAGCGAGAGAUCUUAGAGCAGGUUUGGAGAGGUUCUAGGCGAUGUCUCUAUGAUGCAAAGUCAUGA
Penicillium coprophilum is the source of this 615-nucleotide messenger RNA. RefSeq names its product PIG-H family GPI synthesis protein. NCBI's taxonomy places the organism in Eukaryota, Fungi, Ascomycota, Eurotiomycetes, Eurotiales, Aspergillaceae. Gene Ontology annotation, cellular component: glycosylphosphatidylinositol-N-acetylglucosaminyltransferase (GPI-GnT) complex. The record is from RefSeq and is a predicted model, not a curated record. Gene Ontology annotation, biological process: GPI anchor biosynthetic process. The transcript is spliced from 3 exons. The coding region runs from base 1 to 615 and encodes 204 amino acids.